AUGACAUAUGAUGGAGGGAGCAAGCAAGUCAGACUCAUAAAUGGAGCGGACCAUUGUGAAGGGAGAGUGGAAGUAAAUUAUAGAGGCACCUGGGGGACAAUCUGUGAUGAUUCCUGGGACCUAUCAGAAGCCAAUGUUGUUUGCAAACACCUGGGAUGUGGGCAUUCCAUCAAUGUAACUGCUGCUCAUUAUGGGGAAGGAUCAGGGCAGAUCUGGCUGGAUGAAUUGAACUGCUCUGGAAAUGAAUCCUAUCUCUGGGCAUGUUCUUCCAGAGGAUGGGGCCAGCACAACUGUGGACACAAAGAAGAUGCAGGAGUUCUCUGUUCAGGUCCACAACAGCCUCCUUCACUACAUAAUCCUGACUCAUUCCCUGAACACUAUCUAUCCUGUGCACUGAAUGAGGCAGAAGUCCUGGUCAGACUGGUGAAUGGGAUCGAUCACUGUGCAGGGAGAGUGGAGAUUUCUUACAAUGGCACCUGGGGGACAGUCUGUGAUGAUUCCUGGGACCUAUCAGAUGCCAGUAUCGUUUGCAAACAACUGAGUUGUGAACACGCCAUCAGUGCAACUGCCUCUGCUCAUUAUGGGCAAGGAUCAGGGCAGAUCUGGCUGGAUGAGUUGAAAUGCUCUGGAACCGAAUCCACUCUCUCAGAAUGUCCUUCCGAGGGUUGGGGGCAGCAUAACUGUGGGCAUCAUGAAGAUGCAGGAGUGCUCUGUUCAGGUCUGUUCUGAAGCAAACAGAUCAGACAGGUGAAUGGAGCAGAUCGAUGUGCUGGGAGAGUGGAAAUUUAUUACAAUGACACCUGGGGGACAGUCUGUGAUGAUUCCUGGGACACAUUAGAUGCCGAUGUUGUUUGCCAAGAAUUGGGAUGUGGACUCGCCAUCAAUGCACCUGGCUCAGCUCAUUAUGGGAAAGGAUCAGGGCAGAUCUGGCUGGAUGAUGUGAGUUGCUCUGGGAGUGAAUCCUAUCUUCGGGACUGUUCCUCCAGUGGAUGGGGUCAGCACAACUGUGGGCACAGUGAAGACGCUGGAGUUCUCUGCUCAG
Messenger RNA from Mauremys reevesii (Reeves's turtle), 1042 nucleotides. RefSeq names its product deleted in malignant brain tumors 1 protein-like. Gene Ontology annotation, cellular component: membrane. The record is from RefSeq and is a predicted model, not a curated record. Lineage: Eukaryota; Metazoa; Chordata; Testudines; Geoemydidae. The transcript is spliced from 5 exons. The annotation marks the transcript as partial.